Messenger RNA from Aspergillus melleus, 861 nucleotides. RefSeq lists its product as uncharacterized. The transcript is spliced from 5 exons. Lineage: Eukaryota; Fungi; Ascomycota; Eurotiomycetes; Eurotiales; Aspergillaceae. Bases 1 to 861 code for a protein of 286 amino acids. The record is from RefSeq and is a predicted model, not a curated record.
AUGCGAGUCAUCAGAAGAGACAAGGACAAGUUUGGGCGUGACCCAGUAACAGUCCCACUGCAAACUGUGGCUCGUAACGCCAACCCUGCAGUAUAUGAUCGGAAACGAUCUCGAUUCACUUUUCAUCCUCAUGAUGUGCAUGGCGCAUACAAGUCUGUGAUCAAUGCCGUCCUGGGCACCCUCCUCCAGGAGUUGAACCGCAUAGCAAUCUCGAAUCCCAGCACCAUCAAAAUUCUCUUAACUGGGGGGCUCACCAAAGCUUUCCAUGUUCAAGAGGAGAUGAAGAAGUUCUUGGUUCGUCAAGGCCUGGCACAUUCGAUUUGUCCUGUCACUGAAGCGGUUGCACAUGGAGCCGUAUGGCGAGGCCUUUUCGGGGGACUCAGCCAGUCACCCAAGUCUCCCAGGCAUUUCGGCCUAGUGUCGAGAGAACUUCCGCCACUUUACCCUGCUGAGCGACAGCCAUUGCAUGUGCCUCCAAUUGUUGUUCGUCCUGUCUGGUUUCUUCCAAAGGACCAAAAAUUCAGCGUCCCUCAUCAGGGGGGCUUGACAGUGAAGGUUUGUCAUGGAGAGAAAGAUAGCGACAUAGUCAAAAUCGCAAUUUGCGAGAGUGACGGGCUGGGUGACCCACCGGCACGACUAGACGGUCUAUCGUGCCGGACCAAUCGCUACGUCACUCUAAAUUUCACCGGGGCCGACCUGGAAUAUUUCCGGCACCAGAAAGUCGGGGACGAGGUCUUUUACUGUCUGGAAGUUAAGAUCGUUUGGACCAUACCGGCCGGCGACGGAUGGAUGACUCUUCACGCGUUCGCCCUGGGGCGCCAGUUUGGGGCAGAAGAAAUCUGCAUGCAGGGUGGGUUCUGA